Messenger RNA from Anas platyrhynchos (mallard), 582 nucleotides. The record is from RefSeq and is a predicted model, not a curated record. Lineage: Eukaryota; Metazoa; Chordata; Aves; Anseriformes; Anatidae.
CUGCACUACGGGAGCCUCCUGAGCAGCAGAGCUUGUGCCCAGAUGGCAGCAGCUGCCUGGGGCAGUGACUUUCUCAAUGCUGUCCUGCACACAGCCAACACAUUUUCCCUGCCCCUCUGCCACGGCAAUGCUGUGGACCAAUUCUUCUGUGAAGUCCCUCACAUCCUCAAGCUCUCCUGCUCAGAUGCCUACCUCAGGGAAGUUUGGGCACUUGUGUUUAGUUUUUCUUUGGGGUUUGGUUGUUUUGUUUUCAUUGCUCUUUCCUAUGUGCAGGUCUUCAGGGCAGUGCUGAGGAUGCCCUCUGAGCACGGACGGCACAAAGCCUUUUCCACGUGCCUCCCUCACCUGGCUGUGGUCUCCCUGUUUGUCAGCACUGCUGUGUUUGCCUACUUGAAGCCCAGCUCAAUCUCUUCCCCAUCCCUGGACAUGGUGGUGUCAUUUCUGUACUCGGUGAAUCCUUCUGUCGUGGGUUUGCUGAGGGUUGAAGAACAACAGGUGCCAAUGGCUACCAUGGUGGUGCACCUGAGGCAGCAUCAUGCUAAGCAGGACUCCCUGAUUGCCAUCCAUGAGCUGGUUCAUUGA